ACAUGCUUCGGAGCGUUCCGGUUGCCUGUUUCAAAACGUCAUCCUGGGUGAUCGUUUGUUCGCGAAAAUAAUUUCUGUAAAUACGGCUUACCAGUAAUCAAAGGUGGUGAUGAGAAGAAAGCAUUUGCAGUAAUGGCGUCGGCAUUGGAGCAGUUUGUAAAUAACGUGCGGAUGCUUUCGAAACAAGGUAAUUUCCGAGAGCUAUGUGAAAUAAUAAGUAAAAGUACAGAUGUAUUAAUGAUAAAUGGACAGCACUUAGAUAAUGUUUUGGAAACAUUAGAUCUGCAACAACAUUCUUUAGGUAUUUUGGCGGUAUUGUGUGUAAAAUUUUCACUGCCUAAUCCUAAUGGUGCAAAUAAUGCAGAUGCUUAUAAACCAUUGUUUAAUCAAGUUCAAGAAUUUAUCAUUGGUUGUAAUGGGGAGCAAGUUAGAUUUGCUCCUGAAACAUAUGCAGAAUUAUGUCAUUUAUUUACACAAAAAUUAGUUGAAUUGCAAAUACCUUUGCGCGGUAUUGAAUUAUUGUGUCGCGCAAUACGUAAAAUUCAACUGUUUGAUAGCCAACUAACUUCAAUACAUGCUCACCUUUGCCAACUAUGUCUUCUGUCUAAGUGUUUCAAACCUUCGCUUGAAUUUCUUGACAUAGAUGUUACUGGUAUCAGUGAAGAAGGAGGACAAUUUGAUUCAAAAUACUUUUUGCUUUAUUAUUAUUAUGGUGGUAUAAUAUAUACUGCACUGAAAAAUUAUGAUAGAGCAUUGUAUUUUUUUGAAGUGUGUGUAACAACACCUGCUAUGGCAGUUAGUUACAUUAUGUUAGAAGCCUAUAAAAAGUACAUUUUGGUCUCUUUAAUAAUGCAUGGCAAGGUUCUAAACUUACCUAGGUAUGCAAGUCAAGUGAUCAAUAGGUACAUGAAACCGUUAAGUCUACAAUAUCAGGAUCUAGCCACAGCUUAUCUGAUGAAUAGUUGCGAAGAAGUACAGAAGAUUAUCACCAGAUAUCAACAACAUUUUACGAGAGAUCACAAUAUGGGACUUGUGAAACAAGUGCUCAGCUAUUUAUACAAAAAAAAUAUACAAAGGUUGACCAAGACUUUUUUGACGCUUAGUUUAAGUGAUGUGGCAAGCAGAGUUCAACUAGCAGGACCUGCUGAUGCAGAAAAAUACAUAUUAAAUAUGAUUGAAGAUGGAGAGAUUUUUGCAACAAUCAAUCAAAAGGAUGGUAUGGUAGUAUUUCAUGAUGAUCCUGAGAAAUAUAAUUCACCACAAAUGUUGGCAAAGCUAGAAAAGGAGAUGGCAAUAUGUAUGGAGUUAGACAAGCGAGUACUUGAAAUGGAAGAAGAAGUUGUUCUUACACCACAAUAUAUUCGAAAAGCCUGUGGGCAAAAUGAUCAAGAUGAUCUGACAGCUGGACCUGCUCCAAUAAAUGUUACAAACGUGCAAGGUCAAUCUAAACAUAACGCCUAUUCCAUGUAACAUAUACA
Colletes gigas is the source of this 1478-nucleotide messenger RNA. It is a transcript of the gene CSN3, whose product is annotated as COP9 signalosome complex subunit 3. Gene Ontology annotation, biological process: ubiquitin-dependent protein catabolic process. The record is from RefSeq and is a predicted model, not a curated record. Lineage: Eukaryota; Metazoa; Arthropoda; Insecta; Hymenoptera; Colletidae. The coding region runs from base 133 to 1470 and encodes 445 amino acids. Gene Ontology annotation, cellular component: COP9 signalosome. The transcript is spliced from 4 exons.